CUGUAACACGUCAGUGUUGCUACAAGUCAGAUUGAGGAGAAUUAAAUGUAAACUGGACUCUGAUCAGAAACACUGAAGACUUAUUGGAUUGUUCUGAGCUGUUGACCCGUCGCUGAUGGGAUCUGAUCUGUUGUCGUUGCCUAAUUAAAGCCUCCAUGGAGCUCAUCCAGGCCUCCCAGCUGCCUCAGGAAGCCUCCACAGCUACCUGGAUCACCAACUCCCAUUUCCUGCUCCUCUCCACUCCUUCUGAACCUUUCCUCGGCUUCACCCCGAGCGACGGCUCUUUCCUCUUUAACAGCAGCUACCAGAAUGACACCAAACCGGAGCCUAGUUCCUUCCCUGGCUUGGCGGGAAUCUUCAUCCCUCUCAUCUACGGUAUGGUGUGUGUUGUUGGCCUCGUGGGCAACACUCUCGUCAUCCACGUUGUCGUCAACUACACCAAGAACGAGUCAGUCACCAACAUCUACAUCCUGAACUUGGCGAUCGCGGACGAACUCUUCAUGCUAGGUUUGCCCUUCCUGGCAGUGCAGAACGCUCUUCUCUCUUGGCCCUUCGGCUCGCUAAUGUGCCGCGUGGUCAUGACAGUGGACGCCAUCAACCAGUUCACCAGCAUCUUCUGCCUAACGGUGAUGUCAGUGGAUCGCUACCUGGCCGUAGUGCACCCAAUCCGGUCUUAUUGGUGGCGGCGCCCCCGUGUAGCGAAGGCCGUCAGUGCCACGGUUUGGGCUGGGUCGUUUGUUGUGGUGCUGCCCGUGGUGGUGUUUGCAGACGUGCUGAAGGACGACGGUAACUGCAGCAUCGUAUGGCCUGAACCGGCUGAGGUUUGGAAGACGUCUUUUAUAGUUUACACCUGCACCGUGGGCUUCUUCUGCCCCCUGCUGGUCAUCUGCCUGUGCUACUUGUUGAUCGUCAUCAAGGUGCGCAGCGUUGGAAAGCGGGCGCAGGCCACGUCCUCUCGCCGCAGGAAGUCUGAGCGUAAAAUCACCCGGAUGGUGGUGGUGGUGGUGGCCGUGUUUGUCCUCUGCUGGCUACCCUUCUACGCUCUGAACAUCAUCAACCUGCUGGUGGUCCUGCCUGGAGACUUCAGGGGGCUUUACGUGUUUGUCGUUGUGCUGUCGUACGCAAACAGCUGCGCCAACCCCAUCCUGUACGGCUUUCUGUCCGACAACUUCAAGAGGGGCUUCAGGAAGGCCCUGUGCGGAGCGUCUCGCCGGGUGAAGAGCAACGGCAUGGAGCUGCAUCGCCCGACAGAGGAGUGGGGCGGCAUUGUGCUGCAAGUUCAAAAAAGUGAAGGGGUCGUCAAUGUUCGAAGGAAAGAACAAGAAGAGGAACUCAAUGAAACAGGAGGGGCUGUUCAAAUGAGUGAAAUAUGCCAAAUGGCACAAAAUGGAAACCACAGCGUAGACGCAAAGACUCAGGCGGAGAACUCGAGUGUCAAACAUGAAGCAGAGAAAGAUUUGGGCUUCGACCCGGCGGAGGUAGCGUCCUCGAUGGCCAGUAGAAUCAGGAACAGGAAGUCACAACCUGAAGAAAACCCGGACAAUAACUCAGUGCUUGAGAUCAGCUCUCUGUAACAGGAUGAUAUUAAAAGUGUUUUAAAGACAUGUAACAUUUACAGGUUCAGUGUUAGAUCAUGCCAAGGGAAUAUUUAACAAUAUCCACAUCUUAAAAUAUGGGUUGGAUCUUUGUUAUUGUCUCACGUUUGCAUUAAGCCGGCUAAUGUUCAAUUGCAAAGAUGUAUUAUUUGUGAGUGUGAAACAAAACAAAUCCCUGUUUAUUCGUCACUUUAAAAACAAACGUCCAGGUGUUACAGCAAGGAGGUCAGCACAGAUUUUGCCCCGUGUAUUUGUCUUUGUCACGUGAUUUUAGCGCAAAGUAUUUGAAGCAUUUCUGAAUCGACUGCAAGGUGAUUACAGAUUACAGUCUCAGUGUUAGAUAAUGGGGAGUACAUCGUUUACAAUAUAUUGUGAAGCAGUGAAAGAAAAGUGGUAGUGCAGCAAUCAGGACAGAAUCAGUGUUUUACUCAAAAAGGAUUUAUUGUUACCAAAAAUAAUGUCCUUUUGACAAACGUUACUCAGGCAUGAUGUUAAAAAUGUUGGAUUGAAACCAGAUGGCAAGCUGAAGAACACAUUUCAAUAUCUGAAACGCCUGAGUACGGAGUGAAGUUUAGCAAACAUGCAGGACACUUUAUGUGAGUUCACUUUAAUGAUCCACUGCAACAAAGACCUUAGUAUUAUACCUUAUUAUAUUGUUAUAAAUGUAUGUAUUGCUGUCAUGUGGACAACGGUAAUGCAAUGUAUCUCGAGAGUGAAACUGAAAACAUCCAGGCGUUACACAAAGCUUGGAUGUUCCCCUGUAUGUGUCUCUAACAUGAUAUUGGUGCAGACGAUUAGAAGCAUCUCUCAGAUAUUAGAAAAUGACAGGCUCAGUUUUAAAUCAGGUGGAGCGAAUAGUUUACAAUAUUAUGCACAUCUUAAACUUGGGGUCAGGUGUUUUGUACUUGGCUGAAAUAGUGUGCUGAUAUCAAUGCAAUUGUUGUUAGGGUUAACCCAGUUCGACAAAAUGAAAUGUAGGCAUGAUUUAAGUAUUAUUUAUUUGUAUUUAUUUAAGUAUUAAUGAGUACUCUAAGCGAACAAACACAUUUUUCUUUAUUUCUCACUCUUAGUCUUGGGUGUGAAACUAGUUCCCUGAAAAAGAGACCACAUCUGUUAUUUAUUAUUUUAUAUAUUUAUGUUUGUGGCUGUUUUGCGAAAAGAGGACAGAAACAUGUUGUUCUGGCUGAUAAUGCACCGUAUGAAUCAUAUCACAGUGGGAGGUGACACAACUAUCUAACUAAGUAUCCGUCCCAAAUAAAACUUUACUUUUUACUUGGACUAAAACCGCCCACUUCAGAUAUUUCACUCUCUGUGUUUUGUGCUUUUGUAGAACAACGUCAAUGGUGUGCAUGUCUGAGCAAACAUAUAAGAAUGUCUUAAAAGUAUGUUUUCUCUUUGAGAUUUCAGGACAACAACUCACCUCAGUUGCUUUUUGAAAUGUGCAACACAUAACGUUUUCAAAGGAAGCAGGUCAAAGUCUAUUUUCUGCUGAUGUUCAGGUGUAUAUCAGUAUGUAGUGUAUCUACUUUAAAGA
This is a messenger RNA of Gymnodraco acuticeps, 3129 nucleotides long. Its product is annotated as somatostatin receptor type 5-like. The record is from RefSeq and is a predicted model, not a curated record. Gene Ontology annotation, cellular component: neuron projection; membrane. Gene Ontology annotation, biological process: neuropeptide signaling pathway. Lineage: Eukaryota; Metazoa; Chordata; Actinopteri; Perciformes; Bathydraconidae. Gene Ontology annotation, molecular function: neuropeptide binding; somatostatin receptor activity.